Molecule: messenger RNA, 4238 nt
Organism: Manacus vitellinus (golden-collared manakin)
Lineage: Eukaryota; Metazoa; Chordata; Aves; Passeriformes; Pipridae
Exons: 26
Coding region: 1266-4178 (970 amino acids)
Biological process (GO): proteolysis
Molecular function (GO): nucleic acid binding; zinc ion binding; metalloendopeptidase activity
Source: RefSeq, a predicted model, not a curated record
UCUGUGUCUUUAUUACUCUUGUGCACAGUCUGGUCCUAACAGUUGUUACUAUUUGUUUUCAAGCUCUUUACUCUCUCUGAGGUGAUUGUCUCAUGUCACCCCAACAUUUAAAUCCUUUGAUGUACACACGGAGGUGAAAUCUUCACUUCGUUCUUGUUGCUGCUGUACCUGCUGCCAGGGUUUGCUGCACAGACACGUGGGGAAGUGCAGUGCCUUGCACCGUUUUCCCUUUUCGUGGUUGCACCACCAUCCUGAACUUGGUGGUUUGUCUCUGCCCUCCCCUGGCUGUGCCAUCCACACUCAGGGACACUCUGCUCACAGCAUCUCAUCUAGUUAUGCGUCUUCAAGUCUGAGAACCAGCAGUCAGUUAUUUAUCCAUGUAACUGCCCCUUGGAAAUAAUUUUAGCCUUUUUUUGUCCUUCUGAUUCCUGUCGGACACCAUCCUGGGUCACCUCACUGUCUGAAGGGAGGCACACAGGGAGUGGAGUUCUCGUUCCUCUUGCUUCUGUGGAGAUCCUGAACCCAACUCCACCACAGCCACCGUCUGUGAAGCAUCUCUUUGGCAGCACUAUCCCAGCCCAGGUCCUGUGUGACGUUCAGAGCACGGUUAAGGGCAUCUUGUGGCUUUGGACUUGCAUGUGGCUCCUUGAGCUUCACCUUGGCACGGGGCUGGUGACACCCUGGAGUGGUAUUUGGACGAGGAUGUUGGGAUUUCCUCUGUUCUGUGCUUCCAGCCUCAUUGAGCUCCUGUAACACGGGUCACUGUUGCAGGGCAGCCUCCACUGUCCCUUUGGCACUUCCCAUCCAGAUCUUUGUCUUCCUGGAGGCCUCAUACCCAUGUGUUAGUGUCUACCUUCUGCUCAGCUUCUGAGAACCAAAUCAUUAUGGCCUUAUAAUACCAUUAGUGUCCCAACUUCUGGGUUUCCAGCUCUUCUUGGACUGGUAGCUCCUGUGUGUGUGUGUUCUGGUUCCCUCCUGCCCUGUUCUGUGUGGAGCUGCUUGUCCCAGCUGUUCACUUUCUCCUUUAUUUUGCUAAAACAUGUCCUGUUCUCCUGAGGACAGAGCUCCUCCACCCUGACCCACAAUGUCCAGGGUCUUUUUCUCAGCUAUUGCCUUUUUCCAAAACCCCUGCUUGAGGAGUAGGUGAUGGUGGACAAUCAUGGGUGUCUGGAUCUGAAGGUUCUGGUGACUCUGCUGUGCAUGUCCAGGGCCUGCGCUCCCUGAGCGUGACAGUGUCUGCUCCUCCUGGGAGACAGCAGUGUGGAAUGGAGGAAGGAAUGCUUGUAGGCAUGAGUGCUUCCAGCAGCCCCUCAGUGUGGGGGGGGUUAAACCAGAGGCAGUGGUUUUGUUUAGCAGGGCCCUUUCAGCUCACAGUUGGACACUUUCAGAGCUUCUCUGUUCUGUGUCUGCAGGUGACCGAGAGCUUCCUCAGCAAAGAAGUCACGUACGUGGUGUCCAGCAACAAAGAGGCCAAACGGGACAGAGCCAGGACUGGGGAUGGGAAGCAGAGCAACCCGACUUCAAGAGACACCAAAGCCACGAGCUCAGGGCCUCCUGCCUCCAGAGGGAACCCACCCAGACCUCACCAGAAGCCACCAGACACUGCCCUGCUGAGCCGGGGGAAGGAGCUGCUGCAGAAGGCCAUGAAGAACCAGGACACCUGCAGUGGCAGCAGCAUCCUCGCCAACGCCCGCCUGUGGGGAGUCCAGAUCCUGCACGUGGAUGAAAUGUUGUCCUAUGCCCAGCAGCUGCUGGGAGCCAUCUCAGGAGUGAGGAAACGCUGCCAGAAGACGGAGGGGAAAUGCUUUGCCUCUGGAUCCAAAAUUCACAAAGGAGGAAGGCUGAAGCCCCCUUUUCUGAAGGUUGAAGACCAGAGCAGGCAAUUCCGGCCCUUCCAUCACCAGUUCCAAAGCUUUCCCGACCUGAACUUCCUGGCUCCCAAAAGCUCCAGCCCAUUUGAGCCUCUGAAAAGCCUCUCGAAUUCCUGCCAAGCCAGGGGGGCAGGAGGCUGUGCCCUGCGCAGUGACGGAGGGAAGAGCCCCCGCUCCACCCCAGUGCCCAGGAAACGGAGGGGAUUCUGUGAGUGCUGCCAGGAGACCUUCGAAGAGCUGCACAAGCACCUCCAGAGCCCCCGGCACCAGCGCUUUGCCCGGGAUGACUCCCAGUACAUCCCCGUGGAUCGUGUCAUCUCACAGAUCACCAACAGCUUCCUGCAGUGCUCAGACAGGGUGCCACAGUCCUGCCUGGCAGAUGAAUAUUUAUUGCCUCAAGCACAUGGUACUGGAGGAGUGGAGAUGCUGACAGAGCUGGGAAAGGAAAGGGAGCAGCCUGAGCAGGGUGCUGUGGAACUGGUAAUGGAUAUGGAGCAGGAUCACGACCUGAAGAUCAAGGGAUGUUCCACCUGCCUGCCUGGGGACAGGGUCAGAGAUACCAGAGAAGGAGGGGGGCUGUCAGAACACAGCUCUGUGGGGCUGCCCAGGGGAGCAGAGCUCAGGGGAGGGGUCUGUGCUGCCCCUGGCACCACGGAGGGGGCCGGGCUGGGGGGUGCAGGGCUGGGCUCGGCCCCUACCCUGGGCUGGGGAUCCUGUGCAGGGGCUACUCCUGUCACACAGGCAGUUACUCCUACAUCUGAACCUCGUGGCCAGCAAUUGCCUGGGUCUGUGAGCCACCCCCCAGAGGCACUGCCUGUCCCCAGGAAGCGCCUGCUGUCCCCUAGCCAGAGCUGCCAGGUGGGGAAGAGGCCCAGGCUGGAGUGGGGGGAGCAGGAGGACCCAGUGCGUGGUGGGCUGGGGGCACAGGGUCCCGCCGCGCAGGCCGGGGCGGUGCCGCGGAGGGUCCCUCGGGCCGGAUGGCAGGACGGGCGGGUGGUCUCCCAGAUCACCCACCCCAGCAGGUUGGUGGGGCAGAGCUCGGGAGGAGGAGAAGUCUCAAAGCAUCAGCUGGACACCAGGGUCAGGAAUGAGCCUGGACGAAGAGGAAGAGGAGGACCCGGGCUGCAUCUGGCGCAGGUGAGCUUCGUGGUGCACGCCUUCGGCUCCGCCUUCACCCUCGACCUCCGGCUGAACCACCACCUCCUCGCCUCUCACUACGUGGAGCGGCACCUCGGCGCGGGCGGCAACGGCAGCCACAGCACGGGCGCGGGGGAGCACUGCUACUACCAGGGCCGGAUCCGGGGGCAGCCCCGCUCCUUCGCCGCCCUCUCCAGCUGCCAGGGCCUGCGGGGGGUCUUCUCGGACGGCCGAGCCACCUACCUGAUCGAGCCCCAGGCGGGCGCCGAGCACGGGCAGGGCCUCCGACCGCACGUCGUCCAGCGCGUCCCCAGCUGCCCCCGCCCGGGGGACUGCCGGUGUCCGGACUCGUGGCUGGGCUGUAUCAUGGAGGACACAGGGUAUUACCUCCCGAGGAAGUUUUCCCGAUGCAGCAUCGACGAGUACAACCAAUUCCUGCAGGACGGCGGCGGCAGCUGCCUCUUCAACAAACCCCUGAAGCUCCUGGACCCUCCGGAGUGCGGCAACGGCUUCGUGGAGGCGGGCGAGGAGUGUGACUGUGGCUCGCUGGCGGAGUGUGCAAGGAGUGGGGGGAACUGCUGCAAGAAGUGCACCCUGACCCACGACGCCAUGUGCAGCGACGGGCUCUGCUGCAAGGGCUGCAAGUACGAGCCACGGGGUGUGUCCUGCCGGGAGGCUGUGAACGAGUGUGACAUCCCCGAGAGCUGCACCGGGGACUCCAGCCAGUGUCCCCCCAACCUCCACAAGCUGGAUGGAUACUUCUGUGAGAAUGAGCAGGGACGAUGCUACGGCGGGCGCUGCAAAACCCGAGACCGUCAGUGCAAUGCCCUGUGGGGCCGUGGUGAGUGUGGGCCUGGGCCCGGAAUGCUCUGUCUCGACCGCAAAUGCCUUCCAGCCACCGCCUUUAACUUCAGCUCCUGCCCCGGCAGCUGGGACGGGAAGAUCUGCUUCGACCACGGGGUUUGCAGUAACGAGGGGAAGUGCAUCUGCCGGACGGAGUGGACGGGGAAGGACUGCAGCGUCUACGACCCCAUCCCGGAGCCGAAGCCGACGGGGGAGACGGAGCGAUACAAGGGUCCCAGUGGCACCAAUAUCAUUAUCGGCUCCAUCGCGGGGGCCGUGCUGGUGGCUGCCAUCGUCCUUGGGGGGACAGGCUGGGGAUUUAAGUAAGCAGCCACCGCAUGGCUCGUCCCCUCUGCUGCUGUCACCGGCCACGUCCUCCCCGUGCAC